UGCCCACCCUCAUACGCAUGCGGCGGCGGCACAAGCCUUAUAACCGCAACGGGCAACUUCACCGCGCUCUUCACACCAGGAACCAGCGCAUUCUCAUCGUAUAGAACCCAAUGCCAACUCCGGGAAUCGUCGUCGUCGAGCUCAAACUCCGCGGCGCAUUUCUGUUCGUCGACGAAGACUUCGAGGCGUACGGCUAGGGCGUCGUUGAGCGCCAUCGGAUUGUCGUAGGGGAAGGGGACUGUGCGCGUUGGUAGUGUGAGGGUUGUAUCGGGGCCCGGGGGUGGGAUGCGGGUUGUCGUGAAUUUUGCAGUUGCGAGGAGGGGGUUUGAGGAGGGCAUUUUGUGGGAUGGCUUUUGUGCGAGGAUCUAUGUUCAGUGGCUCUUUUUGUAGUUCAAAACAGGGGAAUGGGAGAAUUGGAGAUCUUAUCUGGAGGGGUUCGAUAAGCUUAUCAGAAAUCGGAGAGAGGCCGGGACAAACAGUGCAAACCACAACAAUUUCUCUCUUCAUCGGGGGAUUUUUUUGUCGACCGUUUCUUCUCCGCACACCAUCAGAAGCACCGCACCUCGGCCAUCCCUCGCCUUGAUGUCGCUGUAUUAUGACGCCGUUGGCGUCUUAACAGCCCCCGCAUCUACCGGCGGCUCAUUCAAAUCCCGCCUCUACAACUCACGCACCCUCAAAGCCUCUCCGGCUCAAGUCUACGCGCUCGUCGUAGAGGCUGCGAAAUGGGACAUCCUCCUCAAAGAGGUGAUUGAUAAUGCGGGGAUCCUGAAACUUGAACCCAAGCUCACUCCACUCCUCGCCCUCCUCCUCGUACACGACCACCUCCUCGCGAAGAAUGGCAUCGCCGCGACGGCAACGCACCCCCUCCGUCAAGCCGUUGAAAGACACAAGAUCCGACUAAAGGCUGAAUUCACAAAAGCGCGCGUCCGGCGCAGUUGCGCGACGAUCCCGGAGCUCAAGGAGGCAGUUCGGCGCGAGAAGCUCGCUUCCCAAGGCUCCAGUGCCAGUGCAGUAUACCCACGCUGGGUGCGCAUUAACAAUGUCCGAACGACAAUGGAGGACCAGCUCAAGACGACGUUCGCCUCGUUCCAGACCGUCGACACACUAGACGAGCUCGUGGUUGGCGGCGACGAGAAGCAGAAGCGUAUGCGCGUGGACCCGCAUAUCCCGGAUCUGCUUGCCGUUGCGCCUGGAGUCGAUUUCUCGACGUCGCCGGCGUACAAGAAUGGCGAGAUCAUUUUGCAGGACAAGGCAUCUUGUUUUCCGGCGUAUAUGCUUCUCGGCGAGGACUGGGAGAAGGGUGAUCUGGUAGAUGGGUGUGCGGCACCUGGGAACAAGACGACGCAUAUGGCUUCGCUGUUGUACAAGGCGCGCGCGAAUGCCACAGGGCGGAGGAACGUUUCGUCGAAGAUCAUCUCGAUGGAUGCCUCUGCCGUCCGAGCAAAGACGCUUCAGAAGAUGGUCGCGACGGCUGGCGCCGAUAGACUCGUUACGGUGCUACCGGGUCAGGACUUUCUAGCACUAGACCCUGAGGAUCCUCGCUUCGAGGAUGCGACCGGCCUCCUCCUUGACCCGUCCUGCUCUGGAAGCGGUAUCAUCGGCCGCGACGAUGUCCCGACCCUCAUUCUCCCAGCCGGAAAGUCGGCCCCGACACCCUCGAAGAAAGGAAACCAGAGCAAGAAGCGGAAACGCAACGAGGCCUCCACUGCCACUCCCACUGCAACUCAAAACCAACUCCAAACCCCAACAUCUGUCUCCGCAACAGACGAAAACGACACUCCCAGCACAUCCGAACCAAUGAACACAGAGCGCCUCCUCAAACUCUCAAACCUCCAAACCCGCAUCGUAACGCACGCACUCUCCUUCCCCGCGGCAACCCACAUCUCCUACAGCACGUGCUCGAUCCACAUGAUCGAGAACGAGGCCGUUGUGCGGAGGGUUCUAGAUUCCGAUGUUGCGCGGAGGCGCGGGUGGAGGGUUCUCCGGAGGGAUGAGCAGCCCGCUGGUCUGAGGAACUGGGAGCAUAGGGGGAUUAAGACGGAGGAAGGGAAGGAUGGGGAGCGGCGAGAGGUUGGGUUGAGUGAGGAGGAGUUGCAGGGGUGUUUGAGGUGUUGGCCUGGGGAUGAGGAGGGGACGGGGGGGUUCUUUGUUGUGGGGUUUGUGAGGGAUGGGGAUUGUGAGAUCGAUGGUGAGGAUGAUGCUGUCAAGCGGAGGGGAAAUCCUACAGUUUCUGGUUCUCGAGAAGACGAGGACGAGGAUCAGGAGGAUGAUGAAUGGGAGGGAUUCUCUGAUUAGAACAGGCCGAUAUAGGCAAAUUAGUUGUUGAACUGUGAAUCUCUAUAACUAGAAUGCUUGACAGCUACCAUGACGAACUCCGCACUGGCCCCCGACGUUGACUCAGGACGUAAUGAGAUUCGCCAAUGGCCAUUCCGCACAAUCCAGCAACUGCUAAUAUCAGAUGACUCUGAUCCGGAUCCUAACCCCGGGCUCUCGACACGCCUGCGCUUUGCCUGCGGUUCGUCUGAAGUAGACUCAUGUGUGUAGCCAGUCUGCUGCUCAUCGUCAAUCACUAAAUCCGUCUCCUCGUCUAUUUGCACACGAAUCGAAUGCUCUGUGGUACUGGCUGAUUUCUGGGUCUCACUGUUCUUUUUGUCGAGAAUAACCUGGAGGAGGCUGGCAAUACGCGCCUUUGCAGAGUUAAGAAAUGUCGGUCGCAUUGUUCGAGGGUCUAUGACGGUGUUUUCACCGCCGAUUUCAAGGACGAGGUCAUUAGGUGAAUCAUCGGCGAAAGGACGUGCAUAUGUAACGAUCAAAUCAUUGCUGUUAUCUCCGGACGUUUCGACGCUGACGCCUGACCGACGGACAUCUUCAAGGCGGAGUAUGAUUUCGGAUCGCCGACGAACGGGGUUGAAGCUUAUGUGAUGUGGAAUAAGCUUCUGCUCGAGUCCGCGAAGGUGAAAGUAGCGACAAUCGCGCAAGAGUUCGGCCCGUUGGUUCUCAUUCUCGAUAUGGAGGGGAUAGCCGCGAAGAAGGUGGACGAGUUGCGCAAAGACGUCGCCAGACCUGUUGGGGACACUCGGGGGCACAAUUGCUGGAGGCCGUAGAAGACCGCGCCUGUCAAGGCCGGGAAAGACUUCGGCGGGGGAGGCGAAGAAGGCCCCGAAGCCGAGGGAGAAAAAGUUUGGACAGUCACCAGACCCUGAGAAGAUGUCGCGGGCAAUUUGAAAAUGGCGAUCGCCGAUUUGUAUGACGAUUUGGGACUCGAACAAUUGUGACAUUAAUCGCGGUACUAAUGGAAAUCAGUCAUUUGCAGAAAUUGUUCAGGGUUGCGAACGUACGGCUAUAGAAUUGCGAGUCGGCGAAUAGCUUCACGAAUUCC
Messenger RNA from Aspergillus calidoustus, 3379 nucleotides. Lineage: Eukaryota; Fungi; Ascomycota; Eurotiomycetes; Eurotiales; Aspergillaceae. The record is from the annotation of a GenBank genome assembly.